AUCUGUCCUUUUAUACCCAUUCAUUCAUGCCUCGCUUCACUCAAAUAAUUCUCUCCCCUUUCAAGCGCAAACGGAACGUAUGCGAACCUAGCGAUGGUACGGCUCCCGAAAGCACCAAGACUACCUGGUUCAGUAAACGCAGGCGAGUUCGUCAGUCUGCGUUCAACGAUACCCCAUUCGCGCCAUCUCCACAUACUUCUCCGCCUACUCGAACCUCGAUGUGUCUUUCUCUUGUCGAGAUCUCUCCGCUCGGCACCCUUGAAUACCCUUAUGGACUUGAAUCUCCCGCAUGUGACCAUCGCUGUCAGGAGGGCGUUCUCGAUGCGGGACCCCUUCUUCUAUGCAACGAACCGUCAGCAGCGAGCGAGAACCAUCAAGCCAACAACGGCGCUCUGGUUUCCCCGCUGCAUCUUCCUACCACUCGUCACAGCCCUCGACUGGCAACCACUUCCGGCACUCCUCUCUUGGAGCACACUCCACGAACUCUGGAAAGCGACUUUCCAAUCACCCCUCAACAGCGUGGUAACGCAUUAGACCCAGUGAUUGAGACGCUUGCAAAGGAGCUUGUCGCCGCUGGUCCAGGCUCGCCAGACUCUGAUUACCAUGAUAACGUUCCUGUGUAUCCUAAAGGCCUAGCCAUCCGUGUCUGUUCUCGUCCGCUUGCCUCAUCCGACCGUAAUGCUGUCCCCGUGAGGUCGUCUCGACACCACCAAACCAGAGACGAACGCUGCGAAAGCGAUCUCGUGUUUAGUUACCCAGCCUUCCCUCCCAAUCUGCCUCCUCAGGCCUUCGUGCCACCAUACGGACCUCAUCUUGCGUUUGGCGGCAUCAAGUUCUACCCCAGCUCUCAGAUCGGCAGUGGCAGCUUCGGCACCGUCUGGCAUGCGUUCACGAACCAAGGGCAGGAAGUUGCCAUCAAGCUUCUCCAUAAGCCGAUGAUCCUAUCCAACGGUCUAUCGGGAAACGGCACGGGCAUCCAGAGCGAGAUGGAGUUCGUCGAGAACGAAUGGCUCGCUCUGAAGCGUAUUACAGAGGCCGGGUCUCCUUUCCUGACCAGCGUGUUGUACUCGUUUGAGGACGACGAGAACAUUUAUUUCGUCCAGAGACUCUAUCCCUCUUCGCUUGGUGCACGGAUACGGGAUUCCGCGAGUGUGCCCGUCCAGCUAUUCCAGAUCCGAAUUUGGGCGGCCGAGAUUGUUUUGGCUAUCGAAGAUCUUCAUAACCUUGGCAUCGUUCACCGCGACAUAAAGCUCGACAAUGUCCUUCUUUCCCCCAACGGACACGCCGCACUAGGUGACCUCGGCCUCGCCUGCAUCGCAGCUGAUGGUAUGUCCCUGAAGGACAUGGUCAUGAGGUCGAGCUGUGGAACACCGCACUCCAUGGCACCGGAGAUGUUUGCUCGCGGUCCCGAAGAUCCGGCGUACGGAUACAAGACGGAUAUGUGGGCGUUUGGUGUCUUGCUUUUGGAACUCUGCCUCAGGCUUCCUCAUUGGAGCGACUGUCCAUUCUCGGGGAUGGGUGGGACUCCGGAUCCGCGCAACUGCAUCAUAUGCGUGGGCGACCCUUAUGCUAAGGAUUUGAUCUCUGAUCUUUUGCAAGAGGAUCCUACCAAGCGACCAGGCUGGGACGAGGUUAAGAGGCAUGCUUUCUUCAGAUCGCUUAACUGGAGAGAAGUUGCAGCACGGAGCAUCCCCACAAUUUGCGUGCCUCACUUAGGCUCCCAACGGUCUCCACGACACAGGCUUGAAGGAUUUGUGGAGAAGAUAAAGGCAGAGGGUAGAUUCAACGUGGACGAACUUUACGAACUAACGAAGACAGUGAUGCCGACGACCAAGAGAUGGGACUUUCAGUGUCCACUGGAGCUGUUGGCAGACCCACAGCACGGAAAGAGCUGCAUCGCGCUGGGUGACGGAAGAUGUGUGUAUGAAGGCUCGCAGUUCCCGCAUCAUGAGACACAUUGACGAAUCGCGCAUUAUACUCAACGUUCACGUCUUGUCAUUGUCUUUCAUGAUCACCGCAAACACGUACUACGUGCUGUCUAUUUUAUUUAUUGACGUAACGUUAACUUGAAAUGAUAAUCAGUUUUGAC
Messenger RNA from Coniophora puteana RWD-64-598 SS2, 2089 nucleotides. Its product is annotated as kinase-like protein. Lineage: Eukaryota; Fungi; Basidiomycota; Agaricomycetes; Boletales; Coniophoraceae. The transcript is spliced from 6 exons. The record is from RefSeq and is a predicted model, not a curated record. Gene Ontology annotation, biological process: intracellular signal transduction; peptidyl-serine phosphorylation. Gene Ontology annotation, molecular function: protein serine/threonine kinase activity; ATP binding. Bases 27 to 1961 code for a protein of 644 amino acids.